AUGAGCAGAUUUAGACGGCACUUAGAAGGCGCCACUGGGUUCUACAAGAGCGAGAUGGGCGGUUCGUCCGAGCCCGAGUCGCAUGGGACAUCCGACUGCCCGCGCGGGGGAGGGGGGUCCAGCAGCAAGUGCACCCGCGCCGCCGAGGUGCACAACCUCUCCGAGAGGGUGGUGGCCCGGUUCCCCGUCGUCAACCAUUUUCCCCUGAGUUUCACACCGCUUUUCUGCUCUUCUCGCCCUAUUUUCUUGGCUGAUCAUUGCUUGCUUGCUUGCUUGAUUGGGGUGAAGCGGCGGAGGAGCAGGAUUAACGAGAAGAUGAAGGCAUUGCAGAUCCUGAUACCCAAUUCCAACAAGACUGACAAGGCAUCCAUGCUUGACGAGGCCAUACUCAUUGAGUAUCUGAAGCAACUGCGGCUCCAAGAUAAUGAGAUGUUGAAGAGGCAGAGUGAAUCCAUGACACUGCAGUGCAGUUGCACCGUUCCGUUGAAUAUUACUCAGGAAUAA
Triticum turgidum subsp. durum (durum wheat) is the source of this 504-nucleotide messenger RNA. NCBI's taxonomy places the organism in Eukaryota, Viridiplantae, Streptophyta, Magnoliopsida, Poales, Poaceae. The record is from the annotation of a GenBank genome assembly.